UAGUUUUCUUUUUAAGUUAAAAAAUACAUUAUUUUUUUCUGCAUAGAAUAUGGAUUUUGCCAUGAGAAGAUGGUUCUGCCUACCACUGGGGUGCAUGGUGCUGAUCCAUCUGAUUAAUGCAGAUUUUGAAUUUCAAAAGGGAGUGCUUGCCAGCAUCAGCCCAGGGAUCACGGAAGACAUUGACCACCAGUGCUGGGACGCUUGCUCUUUGAUGCUGAUAGAUCUCAAGGAACUCAAGAUAGAGCAUGAUGUGGAUGCUUUCUGGAAUUUCAUGUUGUUCUUACAAAAAUCCCAGUGGCCGAGACAGUAUAAUGUCUUCUUAAGCAUAGCUCAGGAUUUCUGGAACAUGUAUGUAGACUGCUUACUUUCCAGAUCUCAUGGGAUGGGCAGAAGACGGGCGAUGCCUCCCAAGUAUGAAUUUCCACAGAAGAUAACAGGAGGACUGGAUUUUACAAAGCGUGACUUUUACAUCUAAGAGAGAACACAGAAAAUAUUUCAAGCAAGAUGACACCAACCUGAAUGAUUAACUGUCAGUAUUUAUGAGGUCAACUAUUUCCUGUAGUAUUUAUUAAAAUUGUUAUUUCCAAUUUUUCAAUAUUGACAAAGAUUGUAUUUUUGUUGAUGUGUAAUUGCUUUGUGGCUAUUGAGUAAUCAUUUCCAUCUUUUCAGAUAAUUUGUUAAUAAUUUUUUACUUAGAAGACAUCUUUGUAAAGCAGCUUCAAAGAAAACUCUACUUAAAAUGCAAAUGUAACACAUUUUUUAAAGAACAGUCAAUGUAGUAUAAUUGUAACCCAUUUUAUGAGGUAUGUCAUAUAUCAUAUUGACUUUAAAAUUGUGCCAAGACCAAUCAAUGCCAGUACUGUCCUAAAAAUAUUUAAUUUGAUGCAGUGUUCUGUGUGGCUUCUGAUAUGUGCAUUUCAUCACUAAGACAUCUUAUAUAUUAAAGUAUUUUUCUAUGCAUUAAGGACUAAUUUUUUUUAAUUUUCUCAUUUUUACUAUCUUCAUUUUUUAA
Phyllostomus discolor (pale spear-nosed bat) is the source of this 1012-nucleotide messenger RNA. RefSeq names its product family with sequence similarity 237 member B (gene FAM237B). NCBI's taxonomy places the organism in Eukaryota, Metazoa, Chordata, Mammalia, Chiroptera, Phyllostomidae. Bases 50 to 475 code for a protein of 141 amino acids. The transcript is spliced from 2 exons. The record is from RefSeq and is a predicted model, not a curated record.